This is a messenger RNA of Pleuronectes platessa (European plaice), 3000 nucleotides long. Its product is annotated as gastrula zinc finger protein XlCGF57.1. Gene Ontology annotation, molecular function: RNA polymerase II cis-regulatory region sequence-specific DNA binding; DNA-binding transcription factor activity. Lineage: Eukaryota; Metazoa; Chordata; Actinopteri; Pleuronectiformes; Pleuronectidae. The coding region runs from base 171 to 1706 and encodes 511 amino acids. Gene Ontology annotation, biological process: regulation of transcription by RNA polymerase II. The transcript has 2 exons. The record is from RefSeq and is a predicted model, not a curated record.
UCUGUACUCCGAUGAACAACACCACUGACCCAAAAGGGCGUCAGUUGAGUCAAGGCUUGUUUAUGUGAAGAUUUGCCCAGCAACUACCAGAGGAGGAGCGAAACGGAGAGGCUCCUGUUCACUUCCUGAUUCUAGUGGGUUGAGACUCAAAGUGCGCAGAAAGGAGCAACAUGUCCGCGGUGCAGCUGCUGCGGGUGUCGGUACAUGAGCGGAUCAGCGCUGCCUCUGAAGACUUCCUGCUGCAGGUGGAGAAAGGAGGAGGAAAGGUUCAAGUCCCGGCGCUGAGAGCGCUGCUCACCGAGCGGCUCACAGCGGCGGGGGAGGAGAUCCUCGCGGGGCUUGAGGAAACCUUGGCGGAGUAUGAAGACAGAGUGGAGCGGUCGGAGCGGGAGACCUGCCGCCAGAGGGCGCUGCUCGCUGUCGUGAUGCAGCCCGUGGUCCGGCUGCACAGAGCAGUGUAUCCUGCAGCUGUCCAGCAACUGAUGGUGUAUAAAGAAGAGGUUCCCCCUGAGCAGCAGCGGUGGAGCCCCCUUGUGGACCAGGAGGACCCAGAGCCCCCCCACAUUAAAGAGGAACAGGAGGAACCGUGGACCAAUCAGGAUGGACAGCAGCUUCUAGGGCUGGAGGAGGCUGAUAUCAAGUUCACAUUGACUCCUGUCGAUGUGAAGAGUGAAGAAAAUGAAGAGAAACUUAAAUCGUCAAAGCUUCAUCCGAGUGAGACGAAGGAGAACAGAGCGGACUAUGGAGGACCAGAACCAUCCAGCAACUCAGGUCCUGAUGGACAUUUACAACCAGGUCCUGAGGACAAGCCUGAAGACUCUUCUGACACUGAACACAGUGAGGAUGAUUGGAUGGAGACCAGGGAACCUCCGACUGGUUUAAAUACAAGAAAUAACAAACAGCCUCUAAGGGAUAUGGGUUGUAGGACAGAAAAAAAAUCGUUUAGUUGCUCUGAGUGUGGUAAAAGAUUUAACCUAAGGGGCAAUCUAAAAAGACAUAUGAUGAUUCAUACAGGAGAGAAACCGUUUAGUUGCUCUGAGUGUGGUAAAAGAUUUAACAAAAAGUGGACUCUAAAUUCACACAUGAGGCGUCAUACAGGAGAGAAACCGUUUAGUUGCUCUGAGUGUGGUAAACGAUUUAACCACAGGGGCAAUCUAAAUUCACACAUGAGGAGUCAUACAGGAGAGAAACCGUUUAGUUGCUCUGAGUGUGGUAAAAGAUUGAGCAGUAAGUCCGAUUUAAAGAGACAUAUGACGCGUCAUACAGGAGAGAAACCAUUUAGUUGCUCUGAGUGUGGUAAAGGAUUUAGCCACAGGGGCCAUCUAAAUACACAUAUGAGGAGUCAUACAGGAGAGAAACCGUUUAGUUGCUCUGAGUGUGGUAAAAGGUUUAACCUAAAGUGCAAUGUAAAUAAACAUAUGAUGAGUCAUACAGGAGAGAAACCGUUUAGUUGCUCUGAGUGUGUUAAAAGAUUUAGCCAUAGGGGCAAUCUAAAUGCACAUAUGAGGAGUCAUACAGGAGAGAAACCGUUUGGUUGCUCUGAGUGUGGUAAAAGAUUUAUCCAAAGGAGCAAUCUAAAUACACAUAUGAGGAGUCAUACAGGAGAGAAACCGUUUGGUUGCUCUGAGUGUGGUAAAAGAUUUAACCGAAGGGGCCAUCUAAAUACACAUAUGACGAGUCAUACAGGAGAGAAACCGUUUAGUUGAUCUUAGUGUGGUAAAAUAUUUAAGAGUCCUAUAAAUUGUAAUUUUUGUAAUUGUAAACCAUUGUUUAAUUGUUUUUGUUUUCAUCUCAAUUUGAAGUUGAUCUGAUGUGACCACUGGUACAAGUACCUGAAAGUAAAAAUGUGGAAUAUGGCCAAAAUGUCCACUAAAUGCAAAAUGGCGGGCUAACUGUUGUGUUUUUCCUAAUGCCCCUUAAGACCUUUUUGUUUUUCUGGUCAUUAUAGAUCGGUCAAUGUGAAUGCGUUCCAGUGUCAUUGUAUUUGAUUUUUUGUUCACAAAAGUUUGAAAUAAGUAUUUACUUGGUGCCGUCUAGUGUGUUUUGUUAGGCACAGCUUCAAGAAGAGAAAAGCUCAGCAGUGUUCCUUUUCCAGUGCCAUCUUGUUGAUGAAACAAUAUGUUCCCUCAAUUUGUAGUUGCAAACUCUAGGAGAAUGAUAAUAAUGAUGAAAUAUCUUAUUUUCAAGACAUCUAUGAAAAGAAACUGAGCAGUGGUGGUGUCUGUUUAACUGAGGAUUAUUUAUCAGUGGUCACAUCAGGUUUGAUUGUCUUAUUUAUUUCAAUAAUUUUUGUGAUCUAAAAAUCCAUUUCAAAAUGCAUCUUAAUAGGAGAAAUAAGUAACUGAAUGAAUUAUGAAUCACUCUCCCUUUUUGCUAUUUGCUAUUCAACCUGCUGAGUCAUUUAGCUUCUCCAUUCAACCUCUCAAUUCUGUGACACUUUGGGACUUGUUUAAUAUAGUAUCAUACAAAUUAAACAAACUCACUCAACCAGUCCAAUUAAAAUCCAACUGGACUUCAUAUAAAAACACAUUUCAGCUCUUUACUUAAAUUUGAAACGUUAUCUUGAGUACCAAUUUAGCAUUUUUUGUGUGACGCAAGUACCAACAUAUUGUUUUCCUUCUUAAGACAUAACUCUGAACCUAUGAGAAAACAAAACUGAGACUCCACUUGUUCCUGGAGGAUUUUCAGUGACAGAUACUGUAACAAUCUGUUCUGUAUGUUUCUGUUUGUAUUCACUUCCUGUUUUAUUUUGUUGUCCGGGUUCUUGUGUCUAGCUCUACUUCCUGUUGGUUUCCCCACACACCUGUACCUUGUUUGACAUUAAGCACUCCCUAUUUAUACCCUGUGUUUCCCCUCACCCUCUGCCAGAUUGUCAUUGUCGUGUGUUCAUGCUCUCCAGCAAUUUCUUCUGUGUGUUUGACUACCUGGAUUUUACGACUUUGGAUUUUGUGCCUUAUCCAUGAAUGGACUGUUAAAGUAACGUUUUAUUUUUAUACUUUA